AUGAUUAAUACACCAGAUAACUGUAUCAGUAACUGUUUUCUAUGCAAUAUUAUGGAACAAUGUUCACGUCAAUGUAUGCGUCGAACAUUUUAUGCUGUUCUAGUCGGUGUGUCACCAAUUGUUAUCUGUUUAUUAUUUAUUGGUCUCGCUCGUUUAAUAUUAUAUCGUCUCGAAAUAGCUUAUUAUCGUCGACAAAAAAUAACUGAUCGUCGCUCGUCAUUACUUUCUUAUCAGAGUGGUCGUCUUGCACUUUCUUAUACACCUGUAUCAAAUGCUGAAUUACAACGUAUUAUUCAAGGCGAAUAUCAAAAUCAACAAAUAAGAGAUCCAUCAUCAUUUGUUUACAAUAGCCAUAGUAAUAUACGUAAAGCUCCAAGAUUUAUUAGAUCAAUAUUACCAAGACGUGAAUCAACAUUACCAGCAUCAAGUAUUCUUGCAAAUCUUAUUAUACGUCGUAAUGCUUUGGAUGCAGGUCCGAUUACAGGAAUAGUUACACCUAUUGACACACCAUUACAACCUACAUUUUCUAUAAUUAAUGAACAAGAAAAACGGCAACCAAGUAUGAUUACUGUAACAAAAGGAUCAAUCGAAGCCAUAACAACAGCAUCAACAGUAGCAACAAUGAAUAAUAAUAAUAAUAAUAAUAAUAAUAAUAAUAAUAAUAAUAAUAAUCAUGGAAGCUUUUUGACUACACAUGAUUUAAUCGAGUCUGAACAAAUAUCAAAUGAUCAAUUAAUGACUGCAACAAAAACAUUGACAACAACAGUUGUUGUUGAAGAAUUACUGGAUUUUCAUUCAGUUAGUUCAAUACCAUGUGCAUUAACUUUGCUUAAUCAAGUUGCAGAUAAUGAUAAUGAGAAAAAUUCAGAGAUAAAUAAAAAUAAUGAAGAAAAAUAA
Molecule: messenger RNA, 897 nt
Organism: Rotaria sp. Silwood2
Lineage: Eukaryota; Metazoa; Rotifera; Eurotatoria; Philodinida; Philodinidae
Source: the annotation of a GenBank genome assembly